UACGGCAGUUGCAACGGCCAUGAGAAAUUUGGAGGCUACGCGCUACGUCUCUUUGCCUCCUUCUCCUCUCCUUGCGGGGGCCACACGCUGCUUUUGUGUGGACGGAGACGAAGGAGUGUGGGUUGCGACGGGGUCGGGCUUGUGUAGAAUCUCCGCGGACCUCGAGGUAACCGUCGAGGUCCGUUGGUUGAGGCUGGUCACAUGAGCCCCGAAGAUUACGUCAUCGCCGUGGAAUGUGUUUCGGGGGAGUUUGUGUGCCUAGCGACACGGAACGGAGACAUCGUGUUCUACAACAUCCAAACCAGACAUGUGGAGAGUGUAGGUAGUGUCGAAGGUGGACUCCUGGGAAUGACGUGGAGUCCGGACCAGGAGCUGGCGGUGUUCAGUACCGCAACGGGCUCCCUCCUCCUCAUGACGCACACACUGGACCCGUCUGGGGACAGUGGGUCUGAUCUGGUACCAGUCACCGAGGUCCCCAUGUGCCCCGCUGAGUUUGGACGAGCUGAACCAGUGACUGUGGGGUGGGGAAGGAAGUCAACGCAGUUCCAUGGAUCAGCUGGAAAACAGUCGGCCCGGGAGAUGCUUGUACAGGAGUCAGGCUCCGCCCACCCAUGGGAUGACCUUCGACCUCGAGUAUCGUGGCCCGAGGAAGGAGAGUAUUUCGCAUGCAGCUGCAUUGACCCAGCCUCAGGUGGUCGGCGGUUUCGUGUGUGGACAAGAGAAGGCGAACUGUUCUCUACCGGUGAAGUGACGCAAGGUCUUGAACAGUGCCUUCACUGGAGGCCCAGUGGAGGUCUAAUAGCCUCAUCACAGAGCCUCCCUCACACUCAUCAAGUGGUGUUCUUUGAGAAAAACGGUCUUCGUCGCGGAGAGUUCUCUCUCCCUCCACACCCAUCCUGGCAGGAUGGCAAGUGCGUAGUUCAGGAGUUGUGUUGGAACUGUGACUCCACUGUUCUCUGUCUCUGGCUGGAGGAGAGGAAGACCCCCACCUCACACCCUCUCCAAUCCUCCAUUCAGCUCUGGGUAAGAGGUAACUACCACUGGUACCUCAAGCAGGAGCUAUUCUCACCUUUGACCCCUGACUCCGCCCUCUCGGCCAGUCUCCAGGCAGUACAGUGGGACCCUGUCGUUCCUCUUCGUCUUCAUAUCAUCACCUCAGAUGGCUGUUACGUGUGCUGUGACUGGAGGUGGCGUGUGAACAAAAGCAGCUGCCUCACCAGAGAUAACUUAUGUGAUGUCGCCGUCAUUGAUGGAGAUCGUCUCUUCCUUACUCCGUUUCGUCACGUGACCACACCCCCUCCGAUGCGUACCCACACACUCUCUCUCCCUUCCCCCAUUCUCACCAUCUCCCAUGCCCCGCCCCCUCUUGUUAACGAUUUCCUGGUCGUCACGGCGACAGCCGAGGUGGCAGUUUUCUCCUACUCCCAAUCAGACACACAGCGAAAGACUCCAUUCCCUCUUCCCUCUCCAAAACUUGUUGGGUUGGCAAGGUUGCCAGUGGCGACAUCCCUCGUCCGCCAGCUGACCUGGCAGGGGGCGGAGUCUCUGGUGGGUGUGGUCUGGGACGCAGCGUCCGGCCGUGACUCUGUGAUGGAGUUUCAACUGAUUGUUGAUCACGAGAGAGGAAGAGUGAAAGUGGAGAAGAGGUGUUCUCAUUCGGUCCCACCUCCCCACUCAUCCAUCAUCUCCCUCUCCUCACACCCUCACUCCGGCUCCACCGUUGCCCAGGCAACCGACGGAACACUCUUCUGCCACUCCCCCUCAGAGGGUCUGUUGCCAUGGAAACUGCCCAGUGGUCUUGCCCUCAAAUUCCCAGAAGGCACUUGCGAUCACGUUUCUGUUGCUACAUUUCACGACAAAGAACAUGUUGUGGGGUUAAAUGAGUUCAGACGUACGCUGUAUGUUGACGACUGCAAGGUCGCUACCGGGGCAACGACCUUUGACCUUCACAAUGAGUUUCUGAUCUACACGACAGACAGCCACGAAUGCCACUUUCUCAGAACUUCUUCCAUUUCCGUUGUCGCGACCUCUGACCCCAGUGACAGACCCAAUCUAGUAGAGGAGGGGAAGAGACGAGUGGAGCGGGGGUCAAAGAUCGUUGUCGUGGUUCCCCAUGACUCCAAACUUGUUUUACAAAUGCCCCGGGGUAAUUUAGAGACUAUCUAUCCCCGGCCUCUGGUGUUGUCGAAGGUCCGUCGUCACCUUGACAACCGUUGCUAUGGUGAUGCAUUCCUCGCCAUGAGGACAAACAGAAUAAAUCUCAACUUGAUCUAUGAUCAUAACCCACAGGCAUUUCGGGAGAAUGUAAAGGAAUUUGUAGAGCAGCUGGAUUCCGUGGCCCACAUUAACCUCUUCCUCACUGAAUUAAGGGAGGAGGAUACAACGAAGACCAUGUACCCUGUGCCACUCGGGAAGGAGGCGGAGAGAGAGGAGAAGGAGGGAGGAGGGAAGGUUGACAAAAUAUGUGAUGCUAUGAAAAAAGUGCUGUUGGAGUUGGACGAAAACAAGUACUUGCUAUCAAUUAUCACUGCUCAUGUCAAGAAAUCAGAACCGGAACUGGAGACUGUACUUCUCAGAAUCAGACAUCUCUCACAGCAGGAGGAGGGGAGGGAAGUGAAGAAGAUAGAGGAAACGGAAAGAAAAUGUGGGAGGUUCGAGAAAGACAGGACAAGAGGGGGGUGAGGAGACAAGCAGGGAGGCAGGGAAGGUAGUAGUGACGGCUGAAGAAGCUCUGAAGUACAUUCUGUUUCUGGUGGACGUGGACCGUCUUUAUGACGUUGCCCUCGGGAUGUACAACUUCCAGCUGGUGCUCAUGGUCGCCGAGAAAUCCCAGAAAGACCCAAAGGAAUACCUGCCAUUCCUGAACCAGCUUCGCAGACUCCCCGGCUCCUACCAGAAAUACAAGAUUGACAUUCAUCUCGGCAGACACCACAAGGCCCUUCACCACAUCAGCCAGUGUCCUGAGAAGUUCGACGAGUGUUUGGCUCUAAUUAAAGAGCACUCUCUCUACCCACGUGCUCUGGAGAUAUUCCACGACAGAUCAUCCUCAGAGCACCAGGCAAUCGCACGUUGCUAUGGAGACUAUCUCAGUGACGAAAAGGACUACAAAUCUGCUGCAAUUGUUUUUUACCGUUGUGGAUGUGUAGCGGAAUCAAUGGAGAACUUUGAGAAGGCCGGAGACUGGCAGAUGACCUUUGCACUCUCGGCUCAGUUGGGUCACGACAGAGGACAAAGGUCACAGUUGGCACGGAAGAUGGCCGCAUCUCUGAAGUCUCAGAGAAAUUACUCAGCAGCUGCAACUGUUCUCCUCCAAUAUGCCGAGGAUGUGGAAGAAGCCAUGGUAACGCUACUGGAGGGAGGAUUGUGGGACGAAGCUCUGAGAAUAGUGCAUCUGCACGGCAGAAGAGAUCUAAUAGAAACUCACUUCAGACCUCAACUAUUAGAGAGUCACCAGAAUCACAUGUCACUCCUUCCCUCCCUCUCCACCGACUUGACACGACACUCCACCAGACUGCAGCUGGUCCGAGAACUGAAACGAAAGAAACAAGAAGCCAUUCUAGAGGGGACGUAUGCUGCGGACGAGAAGGACGCGGACUUGUUUUCUGAUACGAGUAGCAUGACUGGUCGUUCGGCAACCACCUCCCUAGCAAGCAGCAGAAUGACUGGGUGUGUCAACAAAACCAAAUCUCAUUUUUUACACAAAUGGCUCUACCAUAACUGUCUAAUACUGAAACACACUUUGCUCCAUCAAAAAAAGAUCCUUCGAUUAACAGGAUCUGCACAAGAAUUUCGAGUCUUGAAAAUUCAACUCUCAACAGGGCUGCGAUUGUUGUCACAAUUUUUCUUCUGUUCAGGAAAUCGAGGAAGAAUCGAGGAAAGCGUCUCACAGGAGGUGGAGCCUGAAGGAAGGGAGUAGCCAUGAGGAUCUCGCUCUAAUGGAGGCCAUCUCUGACCUGUGUACCACCGUGGACAGUCUGCAGGAUGAAGUUCCGUCUCUACUCCGAAUGCUGCUCCUCUACAACCACACCCAAGAAGCCAAACAGCUGCAUUCCCUCUUCUCAGAGCUUCUCGACUCGGUCAAGUCAGCCGUCGAGAAGGCGUGGCCAAAACAAGCCCCACCCACUACACAACAUGUACCUAUUACUGGGCCCCAGGCCACUGUUAACAGUAUGUUGGCUUCCAUGGCAACCACUGGGGAGCAGAUUCACGGAGCCAAUGGUGAAGAAGCUGUUCACUUCCCUCGUCCAAAACUGAGAGAUGUGACGCAACAACUCAGAAUAUCACUGCUGCUAUGACAACCAUCAACUCCACCCACUAAAUAUUUGUGAAUUCAAAAAAACAUUUUAUCAAUGGUUUAUUGCAAUCAAAAAGUGACAGAGUCAUUAGAUAUUCCCCCUGGCUGCCCAAAUUACUAUAAUGAUGUCGUGAUGAUGUAAUACAGAUGAUGUAACAAUGACAUAAUCCUAGACGGCUUUGACCUCUCCUGUCUGAGGUCCAUAGUUCACGUAGACUUCGGGAGGAGUGGAGGGGAAGGACUGGUGGAUGUAGCUGACGGCCGCUCCUGACAGCUGGAACCUCUCUUUCUCCACCUGCACCGUGAGCGUCGCUACUCCACCUCUCUCUCGGAGGUAGUUGGUCACCAUGGUGAUUAUCUUCUGAUCAUUGGCCGACGGUGCCACCUUAGAGAGAGAAGAAGAGGUUGAUACUCUGCAACUCCAAGAUGGGGAAGUGGACUGACCUGGACAUGAAUUGUCCCGGCAACGGAGGAACAUCCUUGCUGCCAGAAGUGGGCGUCUGACCAGCUCACCACUCCAUCCAUUAGAGGGAGCUGAGAUAGAGAGGGGGGAGGGGCAAGAAAUAAUCCUAUAAUCCAUCUACGAGCGUGCACCGCCAGAACUAAUAUCUCGGCUGACUGUCGGAGCAGAGGGACGACUGAUAAGAUGAUGAGAACGGCGAUGAAGACAGAGCAGAUGGGGUCGACAACGUGCCAGCCAAAGGUCUCGACCAGGAGAGAGCUGAUUAUCACGCCGACACUUCCCAGAGUGUCGGCCAGGAUGUGGAGGAACACCCCUGUAUGGCGAGGGAGGUAAUUAGUAACACUAUACUCAAUGUGUUAUUAUACCCAACAAAUAUUGUCUUACCUACCUUGCAUGUUGGUAUUGUGGGAGUGUCCAUGGGAACCGUGCGAAUGCCCAUGACUAUUUGUACUGAACGUGGCUAUACCCACCAGAUUGACUAAGAACCCAGCCACCGACACCACCUGUAAACAACAACAACAACACAACAAGAAUGUAAACACAGAAGAAUGCUCGGGUAAACUAUCCUUAUCUCGCUGUCCCUAGCACUAUUUCGACUAACAAGGAGUUUAUCAGUGUUGAUUGUGGGAGGGUCCAGUAAUCUCGUCAAGGCUUCACUCAAGACAGCCGUCGCUAUGGAAACCAGAAACAGGGAGUUGACGAAGCCACUCAGAACUUCAACACGUCCGUA
Molecule: messenger RNA, 5487 nt
Organism: Geodia barretti
Lineage: Eukaryota; Metazoa; Porifera; Demospongiae; Tetractinellida; Geodiidae
Source: the annotation of a GenBank genome assembly